Sphaeramia orbicularis (orbiculate cardinalfish) is the source of this 4292-nucleotide messenger RNA. RefSeq names its product protein mono-ADP-ribosyltransferase PARP6. Gene Ontology annotation, molecular function: NAD+ poly-ADP-ribosyltransferase activity. The transcript is spliced from 23 exons. The record is from RefSeq and is a predicted model, not a curated record. Bases 409 to 2322 code for a protein of 637 amino acids. NCBI's taxonomy places the organism in Eukaryota, Metazoa, Chordata, Actinopteri, Kurtiformes, Apogonidae.
CAGUGUUGUCAGGCAAAAUAUAAGACAGCAGUAGGAGCAGAGAUCUGCAAUAGAUAAACACAUAGGCUCACACACACCAGCUGGCUUGCUUACAGACACACACCAGGAUCACUGAGAGACGGAGGCUGUGAAACUGGGGGAUUGUGGUUAUAGUCUCUUAUUUCCUAGUAUUAAAGGGCUUAUUGUGAUCAUUCAUUUCAGUGGAAAGCAAGCGCCGAAAGAAAGGCAGGUGUGCCCUUUAAGAGGGGGAGCAGCUGAGGCAAGGACAGCAUCCGAGUCUGCAUCCUCUGUGGAGAGUUUCAGUUCAGUUUUCUGAAGAGUGUUCGUUCUACUCGGAAAUAGGCUGCAAUGGUUGGCAACAGCCAAAGGCCUAAACCUGUCUGAGUGAGCCUAUGAACAGCAGACCUGAUGGACAUCAAAGGCCAGUGCUGGACAGAUGAGGAGUCGGACGGAGAGAACGAGUCGGAACAGUUCCUGUAUGGCAUUCAGGGGAGCUGCGCUGCUGACCUGUACCGCCACCCUCAGUUAGAUGCAGACAUCGAGGCUGUAAAGGACAUUUACACUGAGAGUGCUGUCUCUGUCAGGGAGUAUGGAACAAUUGAUGACGUGGACAUCGAUCUUCACAUUAACAUUGGUUUCUUAGAUGAGGAGGUUGCGACAGCUUGGAAAGUUAUCAGAACAGAGCCCAUUAUUCUGAGACUGCGCUUUUCUCUUUCUCAGUACCUCGACGGACCUGAGCCGUCAGUAGAAGUGUUUCAGCCCUCCAAUAAAGAAGGUUUCAGCCUCGGCCUACAGCUCAAAAAGAUCCUGAGCACGUUCACCUCGCAGCAGUGGAAGCACCUCAGUAAUGAAUUUCUUAAAGCCCAGCAGGAGAAGAGGCACAGCUGGUUCAAAGCCGGAGGAACCAUCAAGAAGUUCCGGGCCGGGCUCAGCAUCUUCUCCCCCAUACCCAAGUCUCCAAGUUUUCCCCUAAUCCAAGACACGGUUUUAAAAGGGAAGCUGAGUGUUCCUGAGCUGAGAAUGACCCGUCUGAUGAACCGCUCUAUCUCAUGUACCAUGAAAAACCCUAAAGGGGAGCUCUUCAGUUAUCCUCCAAACAGCCAGACUGUGGCUGUCCCAGCGGCCAGGGCCCCAGCGCAGAUUACCACGAGGCAGCUGAUUGAAUUGUUUUUCUCAUCCCAGGCGGGAGGACACUGCAAGAACAUCCCUACCUUGGAGUAUGGCUUCUUAGUGCAGAUAAUGAAGUACUCCGAGCAGAGGAUCCCCACACUCAACGAGUACUGUGUAGUGUGUGACGAACAGCAUGUCUUUCAGAAUGGAUCCAUGCUGAAGCCGGCUGUGUGCACCAGGGAGCUGUGUGUGUUUUCCUUCUACACUCUGGGUGUCAUGUCUGGAGCUGCAGAGGAAGUCGCCACCGGAGCAGAGGUAGUGGACCUCCUUGUGGCCAUGUGUCGAGCUGCUCUUGAGUCUCCCCGUAAGAGCAUCAUCUUUGAGCCCUACCCUUCUGUUGUGGAUCCUAAUGACCCUAAAACUCUAGCCUUCAACCCAAAGAAGAAGAAUUAUGAAAGACUGCAAAAAGCACUGGAUAGCGUCAUGUCCAUCCGGGAAAUGACACAGGGCUCAUAUCUGGAGAUCAAAAAACAGAUGGACAAACUGGACCCUUUGGCCCAUCCUCUGCUACAGUGGAUUAUUUCCAGUAACAGGUCUCAUAUUGUCAAGCUGCCACUGAGUAGGCAACUCAAAUUCAUGCACACCUCCCACCAGUUCCUGCUGCUCAGCAGCCCCCCAGCCAAGGAGGCUCGUUUUCGCACUGCCAAGAAGCUAUAUGGCAGCACGUUCGCCUUCCAUGGUUCCCACAUAGAGAACUGGCACUCUGUUCUGAGAAAUGGACUAGUCAAUGCCUCUUAUACCAAACUGCAGCUGCAUGGGGCAGCGUAUGGAAAGGGCAUCUAUCUGAGCCCCAUCUCCAGCAUAUCUUUCGGAUACUCAGGAAUGGGGAAAGGACAGCACCGCAUGCCCACGAAAGAUGAGCUAGUGCAGCGUUACAACCGAAUGAAUACCAUACCACAGAGUCGCCCAAUACAAUCAAGAUUUCUUCAGAGUCGAAAUCUAAACUGCAUUGCUCUGUGUGAAGUGAUCACAUCUAAGGACUUGCAGAAACAUGGCAACAUCUGGGUAUGUCCAGUGUCUGACCAUGUCUGCACCCGCUUCUUUUUUGUGUAUGAGGAUGGACAAGUAGGAGAUGCCAACAUCAACACCCAGGAGCCUAAGGUGCAGAAGGAGAUCAUGCGUGUGAUUGGGACCCAGAUCUAUUCCAGCUAAUGGAGACCCACCAGUGAUGCUUGGAUCCAUAUGUCUCUCUGGCGGAGGCACACAGACGGGCAGAUAGAGCGAAUGUUUGGCCGAGCCGACCCCAGGCCUGAUACUGAAGGCUGAGGGAACUCUUGAGCACAUUAUUUCCUCUGAUCCUUACAUUUUCCACUCUAUACUUUGUUCUUUUAUAAUCUGACCGGUUGCACAUUCCAUAUUCAUUUCAUUUAAGUGUCAGUUAGGGCUCGCCUGCUUUUUUUUAUUGUCAGUCUACACACGCACAUACUCUUUAAAACCUGUUGAGAGUGACUGCUGGGGUUCCCCUUUUAUUGCUGCACUUUUGCUUAUCCUACUGACUAAUUAUCUCCAUUUAUUAUUGCUCCUCGUGAGCAUCUAGUAAAAAGAUCAAGUAAGACAAUAGCCAACAAUGAUCAGUUUAAUUAAUAUUCUUUGAUAAAUGAAUAUUCAAGUCUGUUAUCUGAGGGGCAAGCAAUACUAGUACUACUUAUUUUGUUCUUGUUCUAGCAACAAAGCUCCCAGAAUUGAAAAAGUGAUGUGUGGCUUGAAUUCAUCCAGCAUUUAGUUUACAAAAAAAAAAAAAAAAAAAAACAAUUUCCAGAAUCCAUCAAUUGCAUUAGUGUUUUUACUAAAAACUUAAAACCCAUUCUGACUGAUGAUGCACUUUUCAAAACUAACUCUAAAUGUUAAACACUUGGGAAUCAAAAAAGAAAAAAAACGUACUCAGAGUUUUCCUUUUUUUUUUUUUUUAAUCUGGCUUGCCAUUAACGUAGGACUGUAGGUUUGAGUAAGAAUGAUUUCUGUAGAGCUUCAUCAAGUGACAUAUUUGCUGUUACACCAGAUAUAAUUUCAUUCUGUUUGGUUCUGCAGGAAUACUAACAAAAUAAUGUGUUUUAUCUUUACUAAAAACAAAGAUAUCAGUGUAUCAUCAAGGCUCACUCGCCAGUACAUGUGGAUGAUGCUUUUCCACUUUAAAUGGCCAAAACAUUAGACAUGAAAUAGACGGUGACCUCCUUUCUUGCCAAAAAAGAAAUGAGAGCAUAAACUGAUGAUUUUGCAAAAGGGUGAGUAUAAUAUCUGUGUAUUAAGAGAUAUAUUCAGUUGCCUGUGUUCUGUGUUAGAAAAUCUACCAUAAUCUGUUCCUCUGUGCCAUUUCUUCGUUUCAACACAGUAGUUACCGCUUUUUCCUUAUUAUUUCCAAAUUUCUAUUUUUGUGUAUGAACUCCGGGUCCCAGUGGAUUAACAACUUACAAAAUGAACUGUACAGAAAAUUAUAGACAAUUUUACAAACUAUCUACCAACAGUAUCAGGUCCAGGUGAGCUCACAACCCUCCCAUCCCAACCUGGAUAUUACUGAGGAGUGUGCAACGCUGUGUUUUCACCUUGGAGAAUGACAACCUUGUAUAUCUAAUCAAGUUUAUCAGUUAGUCAUGUACUGUAUGUAUGUACGUGUGGGUUUGUAUUCUCUUGACAUUAUACUAGACAUUGCACUUAUUCAACAUUUGCCUAAAUUGGAGAAACUGACAGUCCUCGGACCUGCAGUAGAUGAGGAAAACAGAGGGAAAAAAAAGAGGGAAAUGUACUGUAUGUAUGGAGUAAGCAGCACCAUGAUAUCCAACAUCUUGACUAUGUAUCAAGCUGGAUUUCAGCUUCUCCUGGAACUGAAAAUUCUGACUAUUGAAUGGACUUUGAAGCACUGAUAGACUGAAUUGUAAAUAAGGACAUCGGAGACCCUGUUGCAAUGUAUUGCUCAGAAAGAAGUGCACAUGUACAGCUGACUCAUUGUGUCGUGGGACUGUGCUAAUAGCUGAUGCCUGUUUUCUGCCAAGAGGAUUGAGCUGCGAGUGUCUUUGAGAAUCUUUUUUUUUUCUCGCUGUCUGUCUCUGAGUAGUGUUUUCAAAGAUGAUGUUGAUGACAAUGACAGCUAUUAUGAUGAUGACGAUGAAAGGUGGCGAUGUGGAGGA